GAAUUAUGGCAUCUUGGGAGGAACCGUACGAUGUUGUUGAAGCUGCACUCACUCAUAUUGGUUCGUUUCCAAAGAAUCCGCCAUCAAUUAUCAUCGAUUUCGGAUUCGGGUUUGUAAAAGUUGGAUUCACUGGAGUCCUAAAGUUUCCAUUGGAAUAUCAGACUGAUACGUUACAUCCUCAUCUCCCACAGCGCAGCACAAAUCCACCCAAAGAUUCUAAGUAUUUGGCGACUCUACUAGAAGGAGAUCCUGGAGAAUCGAAAUCAGUUGAACAGACGUAUCAUUUUCGACUGGAGAUAAUGAAGAGGAUCUACGAAAAAUUUGGAGUUGAUCCCAAAAACUAUUCAGUGAUACUUACUGUACGUGAGCAUGACAGAGACUUACGUACAAUGAUGGCCGACAUAAUGUUCAACGAAUUGCAAGUGCCUGCAUUGUAUAUGGCAAACGAAACCGCUCUCUCGUUACUCUACUAUCGAAAAUCCACGGGCAUCGUAGUACUCUGCGGUCACACGAAUACGAGCAUCGUCGCCUUCCAAGAUUGCAAACGUCUUCCGCAUGAUAUCCUGCUGGAAUACGGUUGGAGUAAUAUCAACGGACAAUUGAUGUCACGGUUUGGUAGGGCACCGUCCGGGGUCGUCACCGAUCAUACGACUCAACCAUUCGACAGGAUCAGCUACGCCAGACGAAACGCACUGAUAAUAAAUCGAGAUUACAUCAAGAGAAGAGAUAUAGAGAAAUUCGUAGCCUACCGUACAGUGCAAGAAGAUAUCAUUGACCCAAAGGUUUCAGACUCAGUGUAUGAUCAGAAAGUAUCUUGUGACGGCUUCUUUUCGCCUCAUUCCCUGGAUCUCCAAUCGGAUCAACUAGAUAACCAAAAAUGUAUUGGAAUUCAAGACGCGGUGUUCAAUGUCGUCAAAAACCAAACAAGCCCAAAAAGAGGUCAACUCCUCAACACUGUAGUUCUCUGCGGUGGAGGCUCAAUGUUACCCUCGCUUGCAGAAAGAUUAUGGACAGAACUCGACCAAGUCUCGGGCAGAUGGAGAAAAGAAGAAAAUCUUCCAAUUCCGACAGGCGAAGUCAGCGUCUUUGUAAAACCUCAUCGUCAAUACAGCGGAUGGUUAGGUGCGAACGUGAUCGCUCAUACGGAGAAUUUUGAGAAGGAAUUCAUGAUCCAGAGAUCAACAUAUUGUACAGAGGGAGACAAAUGUCUGUCCUUCUCGGACAACUCUCUACCACUCAACAAAUACUGGUACUAGAUGAAAGUCAUGAAUAGCGUUGGACUGACAUGGUUAGUUGCUCAACCA
Corticium candelabrum is the source of this 1304-nucleotide messenger RNA. RefSeq lists its product as uncharacterized. The transcript is spliced from 3 exons. The coding region runs from base 6 to 1256 and encodes 416 amino acids. NCBI's taxonomy places the organism in Eukaryota, Metazoa, Porifera, Homoscleromorpha, Homosclerophorida, Plakinidae. The record is from RefSeq and is a predicted model, not a curated record.